AAACACAAACUUCACACCUGGAAAGCCACGAACUCUCAAUUUACUGAAAACAAAAAAAGACUCGAACUUUGAACAACUCUUGAAUUGGAAACCAGAAAAAGCUUUUCCGUUUAAUGGAUUUACCAGAAAGUAUCGGUCCGUUUCGGGUUGAGAUUGACGAGUCAUAUCGGCCUCUUCCUUCAGUUUAUCUUGCUUUACUAUCUAUUUGGUUGGUCUCUGCUUUUUCUUGGACCAUUAAUACUUACAAAAACCGCAACUUUCAGGAGAAAUUGUUAAUUCUUUGUACUUUUGUCCUCUGCGUUGUGGUUAAACUAGAACAGACGAAUAAUCUGCAGUGGACGCUGACGUCUGUGCCAUUGAUCAAAGCUUUGCAGCUCAUGCUUUCGUUUCUCUUCUGGUAUUUUUGCUUUUACCAUGAAAUAUGCUCGCUCUGGUUGUCAUUUGGGGUGUAUAUAACUGGAGUUCUCUUUCAAACAGCUUCUUUUAUUUCCUUCCUGCUUAUCUCCCAUGGUUACUGCAUUAUGUGUGAGCGCCUUUCACUAACUGAGCGCCGUGCCACAGCUGCCCUCGGAUGUGUCUUUUACUUGACUCUUGUAGGGUACAGAGCUUCUGUGCCAUACUUCACAGUGCUGCUGCUUCUGAAUUAUUUGAUUUCAUUCUAUCUGAUUUUCCAUCAGAUUUCUCAAAAUCUAUCAAUGUUGAGAGAACAAUUAACUUUCAUAGAGGAUGAGGAUGUUCAAGAUAUGCACGAGGCAGUGUACACAAAAUACGUAAUGUUCAAGAAAUUUCAGGGUGCGAUGCAAAUCGUUGUAAUGGCUGAAACUGUGAUACACAUUAAUAUGGAUGCCUCUUCUGAAAAUUACUGGUUGCGCUUAUUACUUAAAGAAUGGGCUCAGUUCUGCAUCUUGCUGUACAUAGGGUGGACUUUUCGGUCUCAAGUCUUAGCACCACGGUUUUUUGUGAUGCCAACUGUAAAAUCUGAAGGAGAGGUAUUGGUACCUCCAAUAUACAGUAUGGAAAUGGAUGCUGCAACUUUUAAAGAUUUUAAUUGUGGUCAAUGGCACAUUGGAGUGCCAAUUUCAUCAUCUUAUGAUAGAAGCUCCCUGGAGUCAGUUGUUGUGGUGAUUCAGCAUCCUCAUCCACUUAGAUUGCCAACCGCCACCAUAUCAUCUCCUAGCCCACAGCCGCAUAGGCUUUGAUGCUAUCAUACUGAAAAAUUCAUUACAGAUUUAUUAUGUUCAUGCCAGUAGAGCAAAGCAGCUGUCAAAUGGCCGUCUACUGCCUUGUUCUAGUUUUUGGCAAAACCAAAAGAAAGAUGUAGAAGCAUUUUCUUUUCAUUUUAAAAUUUGUUAAACACACGGUUUUACAUAUCAUAGAAACCUGAUAGGGACUCCUUGCAGUUGCAGCCCACAGAAUGUAAUUUACUGUAAUAUUCUUAAUCUUGUAACAGAAGUGUAAAUAUUUUCCUUUUCAUUUUCA
Ricinus communis (castor bean) is the source of this 1479-nucleotide messenger RNA. RefSeq lists its product as uncharacterized. Bases 114 to 1199 code for a protein of 361 amino acids. NCBI's taxonomy places the organism in Eukaryota, Viridiplantae, Streptophyta, Magnoliopsida, Malpighiales, Euphorbiaceae. The record is from RefSeq and is a predicted model, not a curated record. The transcript is spliced from 9 exons.